AUGUUUCUGAUGUGUACCUCUGUCUCGCUCCUCCUCACACACCUCUGUCUCGCUCCUCCUCGCGCUCCUCCUCACACACCUCUGUCUCGCUCCUCCUCGCGCUCCUCCUCACACACCUCUGUCUCGCUCCUCCUCACACACCUCUGUCUCGCUCCUCCUCGCGCUCCUCCUCACACACCUCUGUCUCGCUCCUCCUCGCUGCUCCUCCUCACACACGUCUGUCUCGAUCCUCCUCACGCUCCUCCUCACACACCUCUGUCUCGCUCCUCCUCGCUGCUGCUCCUCACACACCUGUCUCGCUCCUCCUCACACACCUCUGUCUCGCUCCUCCUCGCGCUCCUCCUCACACACCUCUGUCUCGCUCCUCCUCGCUGCUCCUCCUCACACACCUCUGUCUCGCUCCUCCUCGCUGCUCCUCCUCACACACCUCUGUCUCGCUCCUCCUCGCUGCUCCUCCUCACACACCUCUGUCUCGCUCCUCCUCGCUGCUCCUCCUCACACACCCUCUGUCUCGCUCCUCCUCGCGCUCCUCCUCACACACCUCUGUCUCGCUCCUCCUCGCGCUCCUCCUCACACACCUCUGUCUCGCUCCUCCUCGCUGCUCCUCCUCACACACCUCUGUCUCGCUCCUCCUCGCUGCUCCUCCUCACACACCUCUGUCUCGCUCCUCCUCGCUGCUCCUCCUCACACACCUCUGUCUCGCUCCUCCUCGCUGCUCCUCCUCACACACCCUGUCUCCUCUCCUCACACACCUCUGUCUCGCUCCUCCUCGCGCUCCUCCUCACACACCUCUGUCUCGCUCCUCCUCGCUGCUCCUCCUCACACACCUCUGUCUCGCUCCUCCUCGCGCUCCUCCCCUCGUCUGCUCCUCCUCACACACCUCUGUCUCGCUCCUCCUCGCGCUCCUCCUCACACACCUCUGUCUCGCUCCUCCUCGCUGCCCUCCUCCUCACACCUCUGUCUCGCUCCUCCUCGCUGCUCCUCCUCACACACCUCUGUCUCGCUCCUCCUCGCUGCUCCUCCUCACACACUCUGUCUCGCUCCUCCUCACACACCUCUGUCUCGCUCCUCCUCGCGCUCCUCCUCACACACCUCUGUCUCGCUCCUCCUCGCUGCUCCUCCUCACACACCUCUGUCUCGCUCCUCCUCGCUGCCGCUCCUCCUCGCUGCUCCUCCUCACACACCUCUGUCUCGCUCCUCCUCGCGCUCCUCCUCACACACCUCUGUCUCGCUCCUCCUCGCUGCUCCUCCUCACACACCUCUGUCUCGCUCCUCCUCGCGCUCCUCCUCACACACCUCUGUCUCGCUCCUCCUCGCUGCUCCUCCUCACACACUCUGUCUCGCUCCUCCUCGCGCUCCUCCUCACACACCUCUGUCUCGCUCCUCCUCGCGCUCCUCCUCACACACCUCUGUCUCGCUCCUCCUCGCUGCUCCUCCUCACACACCUCUGUCUCGCUCCUCCUCUCGCGCUCCUCCUCGCUGCUCCUCCUCACACACCUCUGUCUCGCUCCUCCUCGCGCUCCUCCUCACACACCUCUGUCUCGCUCUCCUCGCGCUCCUCCUCACACACCUCUGUCUCGCUCCUCCUCGCGCUCUCCUCACACACCUCUGUCUCGCUCCUCCUCGCUGCUCCUCCUCACACACCUCUGUCUCGCUCCUCCUCGCUGCUCCUCCUCACACACCUCUGUCUCGCUCCUCCUCGCUGCUCCUCCUCACACACCUCUGUCUCGCUCCUCCCGCUGCCUCCUCCUCACACACCUCUGUCUCGCUCCUCCUCGCGCUCCUCCUCGCUGCUCCUCCUCACACACCUCUGUCUCGCUCCUCCUCGCGCUCCUCCUCACACACCUCUGUCUCGCUCCUCCUCCGCUCCUCCUCACACACCUCUGUCUCGCUCCUCCUCGCUGCUCCUCCUCACACACCUCUGUCUCGCUCCUCCUCCGCUCCUCCUCCACACUCUGCUCGCUCUCCUCCACCUCUGUCUCGCUCCUCCUCACACACCUCUGUCUCGCUCCUCCUCACACACCUCUGUCUCGCUCCUCCUCACGCUCCUCCUCACACACCUCUGUCUCGCUCCUCCUCACGCUCCUCCUCACACACCUCUGUCUCGCUCCUCCUCGCUGCUCCUCCUCACACACCUCUGUCUCGCUCCUCCUCGCGCUCCUCCUCACACACCUCUGUCUCGCUCCUCCUCGCUGCUCCUCCUCACACACGUCUGUCUCGCUCCUCCUCACACACCUCUGUCUCGCUCCUCCUCACACACCUCUGUCUCGCUCCUCCUCACACACCUCUGUCUCGCUCCUCCUCACGCUCCUCCUCACACACCUCUGUCUCGCUCCUCCUCACGCUCCUCCUCACACACCUCUGUCUCGCUCCUCCUCGCUGCUCCUCCUCACACACCUCUGUCUCGCUCCUCCUCGCUGCUCCUCCUCACACACCUCUGUCUCGCUCCUCCUCGCUGCUCCUCCUCACACACCUCUGUCUCGCUCCUUCUUCUCCUCCUCCGCUCAUAAACAGGCAGUGUGA
This is a messenger RNA of Knipowitschia caucasica, 2523 nucleotides long. Lineage: Eukaryota; Metazoa; Chordata; Actinopteri; Gobiiformes; Gobiidae. The record is from the annotation of a GenBank genome assembly.